AUGACUACUAAUAAGAAAGACAACGAGGACAUCGUGGAAGCUCUAGCUUCCACGAUAAAGCUGGUCGAUAAGGAGGUUGCCAAAUAUGCUACAGAUACAGCGAUUCAUAUCGAUCAGGCGACCAACAAACGAUUACGACGAAUGAUCGAUAAGCGAGUCCUGGUGGUGAUGAUGUUCACAUACUUGAUCCAAACGUUGGACAAGGGGGCAAUGUCUUUUGCUUCAAUUAUUGGAAUCAUGGAGAAUGCGCAUUUGGCCGACAAUCAGGUCCUACCAAUGGUUGACCACGGUCGUUUUGCCAACAUCAUCCUCAAAUCAUUCGACUUCAGCACUUGGGAAAGCCAAUUUCUCUCCAUGGUCAUCGGAGCAGUUACGACUAUCACCAUGGUUGUCUCCGCCUACCUCGAUCUAUCGUCUCUCUCGCUCGCUCUUCUCUCGCGGAAUGCCGCCGGUCAAACCAAGAAAUCAAUCAUCAUUGCCUGCAACUUCGUCUUCUGGGCUGCAGGUAACUCAAUUGGUCCACAGGUGUUCCGUGAUAAAGAUGCGCCACGGUAUUAUCUCGCUUUCUCGAUCCUGCUGGGGUGCUUUGGUCUUGUCUUCCUUAUUCUUUUCGCCUUGAGAGUUUGGUAUAGUGUUCAGAAUCGGAAGCGGGAUGCUAAGAUUGCGUCCGGAGAGGUUAUUCCGGAUGUCAACUAUACUCACGGCUUUGAAGAUAUCACCGAUCGGGAAAACCCUCAUUUCCGAUAUGUUUACUAG
Penicillium antarcticum is the source of this 756-nucleotide messenger RNA. RefSeq lists its product as uncharacterized. The record is from RefSeq and is a predicted model, not a curated record. Gene Ontology annotation, molecular function: transmembrane transporter activity. The transcript has 4 exons. NCBI's taxonomy places the organism in Eukaryota, Fungi, Ascomycota, Eurotiomycetes, Eurotiales, Aspergillaceae. Gene Ontology annotation, cellular component: membrane. The coding region runs from base 1 to 756 and encodes 251 amino acids.